Gastrolobium bilobum is the source of this 1298-nucleotide messenger RNA. RefSeq lists its product as uncharacterized. Bases 252 to 1055 code for a protein of 267 amino acids. The transcript has 10 exons. Lineage: Eukaryota; Viridiplantae; Streptophyta; Magnoliopsida; Fabales; Fabaceae. Gene Ontology annotation, molecular function: GTPase activity. The record is from RefSeq and is a predicted model, not a curated record.
AGUGCUUUUUAGAGGGAAGUCAGAAACCCUAGCAAUAGCUUAUACCCUUCAGACUUUAGCUUAAUCUCUUUUUAUUAUAUUACUGUCCCUCUCUCUCUCUCUCUGGUUGCUGCCAUGAUCGAAGCUCAUUCAAUCUCAUUACCCGAUCAUUAAAAAUCGUUCUUGCCUCUUUUCGAGCUGUCAAUUGUCUUUGCACUAUCUGAACUUGGGAGGAGGGAAAAGGAAAUUGCUUGGAAACUGAUAAGGCUAUCAUGGGUUAUGCACAACUUGUUAUAGGUCCUGCUGGUAGUGGCAAGUCUACGUAUUGCUCGAGUUUGUACCAACACUGUGUUGCGGCACGGCGAACAAUACAUAUUGUGAACCUUGAUCCUGCUGCUGAAAAUUUUGACUAUCCUGUUGCCAUGGAUAUAAGGGAACUCAUUUCCCUGGAUGAUGUUAUGGAGGAACUUGGAUUAGGUCCUAAUGGUGGUCUUGUAUACUGCAUGGAACAUCUUGAAGAUAACCUAGAUGAUUGGUUCACUGAGGAACUGGACAAUUAUUUGGAUGAUGAUUACUUGGUUUUUGACUGCCCUGGUCAGAUUGAACUCUAUUCACAUGUGCCAAUGCUUCGGAAUUUUGUGGAACAUUUGAAACGGAAAAACUUUAAUGUCUGUGCUGUGUAUUUACUUGAUUCACAGUUCAUGACAGAUGUGACCAAAUUUAUAAGUGGAUGCAUGGCAUGCCUUUCUGCAAUGGUUCAACUUGAACUGCCUCAUGUUAAUAUCCUUUCAAAAAUGGACCUUGUGACUAACAAAAAGGAUGUUGAAGAAUUCUUGGAUCCAGAGCCCACCUUUUUACUGUCUGAAUUGAAUCAACGGAUGGCUCCUCAGUUUGCUAAGCUGAAUAAAGCUUUGAUUGAACUGGUGAAUAAUUAUAGCAUGGUGAGUUUUAUACCACUGGACUUGAGGAAGGACAAAAGUAUACAAUAUGUAUUGGCCCAAAUUGACAACUGCAUCCAGUAUGGAGAAGAUGCUGAUGUGAAGGUUAAGGAUUUUGACCCGGACGAUGAUGAGUAGUUUAUUCCCAUUUGCAGCACUGCUUGGUGUGUUUGAAAGUUCAGUCUUCACAUCCACAAAAUUGUCUAUCAAGCUUACAUUGUUAAUGUAUAAUAUCUCAUUAGAUUGUUUCAAUAUGAAUCGGGGACUUUGAUGAUUUGUACAAUUUAGCCUCCAAUGGGGAGAAAAAUUGGGACGGAUGCUUGGUCAAUCUCUUAUCACUACUUGCUUGGUUAGGACAUGAAAUGUUUUUAGACCCUUGAA